AUGUGGGAAGAAGCAACAUGCUUAAGGUUCCGUGAAAAUGCUCGUGGACGUGAUGCAAUUAGAUAUGUGUUGGAGAAAGGCGAUAGUUGUUUUACAGAGUACAUUGGCCGUAAUGGAGGUUAUCAGGACAUUAUAAUUGGAAGUGAAUGUGCCGAGGAAUAUGUAGUAGCCCAUGAAACGGGACACGCUUUAGGCUUUUGGCAUACUCAUCAACGACCGGAUCGUGAACGUUACAUUUCCAUCAAUUGGAAGAACGUACUGGAAGAAGCCACAGCAUCAUUCAUGCCUUUCCGGAGCAUGUUACAGGCUUUUGGCAUUCGA
Molecule: messenger RNA, 321 nt
Organism: Enterobius vermicularis (human pinworm)
Lineage: Eukaryota; Metazoa; Nematoda; Chromadorea; Rhabditida; Oxyuridae
Source: the annotation of a GenBank genome assembly